Messenger RNA from Argentina anserina (silverweed cinquefoil), 546 nucleotides. RefSeq names its product protein CYTOKININ-RESPONSIVE GATA TRANSCRIPTION FACTOR 1-like. The record is from RefSeq and is a predicted model, not a curated record. The coding region runs from base 1 to 546 and encodes 181 amino acids. The transcript has 2 exons. Gene Ontology annotation, biological process: regulation of DNA-templated transcription. NCBI's taxonomy places the organism in Eukaryota, Viridiplantae, Streptophyta, Magnoliopsida, Rosales, Rosaceae. Gene Ontology annotation, molecular function: sequence-specific DNA binding; zinc ion binding.
AUGGCUGAAGAGAAGCAGAAGAGUGGUGAGAAGAGGCAGAAGAGCUGUGCUGAUUGCAAGACCACUAAGACACCUAUGUGGAGAAAUGGGCAGGGUGGUUCUAAGACACUUUGCAAUGCCUGCGGCAUCAGACUGAGGAAGCUACUUGCCAGGCUGAACCCAGAAAACUCAGCAAACAAAGGGAAGAGAACCACACCCAAACCACGAAGAACUAGGCCAGCAACAGCCUCUGUCUCUACCAUGGGCUCAACAACAAACCCUGCUGCUGGUAAUAGCACUUGUACAACAGCCAACAGUGGUCCUGAUGCUGCUUCUUCUUCUUCUCGUGGCAUUGCUGGUGGUGUUCGCACCAAAUACUCGAUUAAGAGAGUGAGGUUUAUUGCGAAUAAGCAGGGUGUGGUGAAGAAACUGAGGUGCUUCCAAAUGAGGAGGACUAAUUUUAAGAGGACUGGUUUCUUCUUCUUUGAAAGAAAGCGGACGCUGCCGGAAGCGGAACAAAUAGCUGUGGCGGCAUUGCUAGCUCUCUCAGGCUCAGUUCUUGAUUGA